Messenger RNA from Apis dorsata (giant honeybee), 1184 nucleotides. Its product is annotated as keratin, type II cytoskeletal 1-like. Gene Ontology annotation, biological process: regulation of transcription by RNA polymerase II. The record is from RefSeq and is a predicted model, not a curated record. Gene Ontology annotation, molecular function: DNA binding. NCBI's taxonomy places the organism in Eukaryota, Metazoa, Arthropoda, Insecta, Hymenoptera, Apidae. The coding region runs from base 75 to 1112 and encodes 345 amino acids. The transcript has 2 exons. Gene Ontology annotation, cellular component: transcription regulator complex; nucleus.
ACACGCUUCUCAACCGUCGAACUGCCAGCAAGCGAUCGUCCAGGAGAUGCAACGCGAACGCGCGUAGGAACGCGAUGACGAUGGAUCUCCAGAGACUGAUCACUGAGGUACACGCUAGGCCCGCGAUCUGGGACCAGAAAAACGUCAACUAUCACAAUCGCGACGUCAUCCUGAAGAUGUGGCGAGAGAUCGCGAGGGCUUGCGAGGUCUCCACGGACGUCGCGAAAUCGAAAUGGAAGCAUUUACGAGACAAUUUCCGCAACGAAUUAAAGAAAACUUAUCGAGGAAAAUGCGAUGGUGGUGCUAAUGAGCACGACUCGAAAUGGGUUUGGUUCAAGAGCCUAUUCUUUCUACGAGAUCAAAUGAACUCGAGAGUGAUUGGAUGCACUCUUUCACAGAAUUGUUCGGCAGCCCUUCGAUCAUCGCCGGAAGAAACUCAAAUCGAGCCUCAAAUUGACAUUUUAGAAGGACACGAGGAAACUCAGUUCGAUGAUUUAGAUGGUGAUUCUUGCCAAUCUUUGCUCUCAAAUGACGAUGGCCUGCAUCAAGUUAUGCCUCCACCUAAAAUGAACAAGAUUGGUAGGAAAAGAAGUUUAAUGGAUGCAAUGGAAAACAAUUAUACCGAAGUCGAUCGAAAACGAUUCGAAUCUUUGCAAAAAAGGUUAAGCGUAUCGCAGGAGGAAGAAGAUGACACUUAUCAUUUUCUUAUGAGCGUUCGAAAUCCUCUUAAGAGUUUACCGCUCGAUAGACAGAUGUUUAUUAGGUUGAAAAUUCAAGAGCUCGUUUACAAUGAAAUCAACUUGCAGAAUCAGCAGAGUCGAACGUAUGAAGUUUCACAAGAUGUAAAACCUCCAAGAACAGGGAAUGUUAGCGGAGUAGUUGGAACUGGCGCCGGACUCGGAGGUGGCGAUGCUUGUCUCGGCGAAUCCAUACCUGGUGCCGAUACAAAUGGAGGCGGUAGUGGCGGUGGUGAUGGUGGUGGUGGUGAUGGUGGCGGUGUUGGAAGUAGUUUAGGGGGAGAGCAAACCGUUAACGAUAUGUCUAACCACCCUGCAUCAUUACUUCAGAAUUGCACGACAGAGGGCUCCAGCGAUGAUACCUUCUUCGGUUAAUUUAAUUUACUUUUUAAGAUGUAAGAAUUAUAAUUUUAUUAAUAGGAAAUAAACAAUGGUAUUUUUUCAGUA